CGCGACUUUUCUACGAUAUAUUAUGUAUAUCUGCGCAAAAGCACGUCGUGACGUCGUUAGCAUUUACAGAAUAGGCCUCUUGAUGAUUAAGGAGGUCCGAAAUUGCAAACGUGAAACUCGAUUAACAUUUAAGAGGUCUCUUUAGUAUUGACGAAAAUUCGAUCGUGUUCUUGCUCGGUCAUCUGAAAUAAGUACCUCUAUGUGUUUGUGUAUAUUUGUCAAGGCCAUACAAACGCCGCAAAUACGUUUUACUCGUGUCAAGAGUUUUGUGAAUAGGAAAUACUGGCAUUAUAAUUUUGAGUCUAAACCUGGAGAAGUUACACAAGCGGUGAAAGAUGCCAUUGAUAUCGGCUACAGACAUAUCGAUUGCGCUCACGUUUAUGGCAACGAGAAGGAAGUGGGUGCCGCUGUCAAAGCAAAAUUAGCAGAGGGUGUUGUGAAGAGAGAAGACCUGUUUAUCACCAGCAAGCUGUGGAAUACGUUUCACAGCCCCAAUUUGGUUGAGCCAGCUAUCAAACAAACUCUAGCCGAUCUUGGUCUCGAUUACAUAGAUCUCUAUUUGAUUCACUGGCCAUUCGGUUACAAAGAGGGCGGAGAUCUUUUCCCUACAAAUCCUGAUGGUUCCGUGACAUUGAGCGACGUAGAUUAUCUCGAUACCUGGAAAGGUAUGGAAGGUGUACUGUCCAAAGGUCUGACGAAAAAUAUCGGCGUCAGUAAUUUUAGUUCCGAGCAGAUUACCAGAUUACUCGAGAAGGCAACUAUUAAACCUGUUACAAAUCAGGUCGAAUGUCAUCCAUACUUACCGCAGAAACAGCUAUCAGAUUUCUGCAAGAAAAAGGACAUCCUUAUUACGGCGUACAGUCCGCUCGGAUCACCAGACAGACCAUGGGCCAAGCCAGAUGACCCAAAAUUGUUGGAAGACAAGAAAUUGAUUGAGCUCGGGAAAAAGUACAAGAAAACACCUGCACAAAUAGUUAUUCGUUAUCAACUGGAUCGCGGCCACAUAGUAAUUCCCAAGUCAGUUACCAAAUCACGAAUCGCUCAAAACAUGGACGUGUUUGACUUUAAACUUUCAUCCGAGGAUGUUGCUUAUAUUGACACCUUCGAUUGCAACGGGAGAAUUUGUGCUGUUAAUAAUGCAAGUGCCAGCCCGUAUUAUCCGUUCCAUAUUCCAUUCUAAGUAAUCAAGAUGAGCAAGUGAGGCUGUGCUACAUGUGCGUGUGUCAUUUAUUCAAGUGUUUGCAUUACAACACUGCUUUUCUAAAUUAUCAUUAAUUUGUGCAUACAAUAUAAUACAUACAUAUAAUGUUUUUUUAAACAAGAUUUGUCCUAAUAUAUGUAUUAUUUUUAUGAAUACAGAUUAACGAGAGUAGAUUUUUGUGUCUAAAUAUUUUUCAAAUAUUAAGUUUUAUAUUAUAACAUGUAAUGGUAUUACAUUUUGUAGAUGAGUGUUAAAAUAAAUGUAUUUUUGCACUGAAUAACAUGGGGUUUAAGUAA
Messenger RNA from Vollenhovia emeryi, 1497 nucleotides. Its product is annotated as aldose reductase-like. Bases 200 to 1180 code for a protein of 326 amino acids. Gene Ontology annotation, molecular function: aldose reductase (NADPH) activity. Gene Ontology annotation, cellular component: cytosol. NCBI's taxonomy places the organism in Eukaryota, Metazoa, Arthropoda, Insecta, Hymenoptera, Formicidae. The record is from RefSeq and is a predicted model, not a curated record. The transcript is spliced from 5 exons.